AUGGGAGAUGGUUUGGCGGAAACAGUAGCAAACAUCAAGGAUUCAAAUGGUCGAACUGCAUUGCAUUUUGCUGCAGUAGGAGGAAGGACUCAUGCGUGCCGGUACCUUAUGGCAGAAGCUAAAGUCGAUGUUAAUGCGAGAGUUGGGAAAGGGGCAACUCCUUUGCAUUAUUCUAUUCCAACAUAUCAUUAUCCAACUGCGGUUCAUCUUCGUGAGAAUGGUGCAAAGCCGAAUGGAGCAACUGACAAGGGACUCACUCCUAUGCAUUUCGCUGUAAAGAGAUGUUGUUUUUAA
This is a messenger RNA of Dovyalis caffra, 294 nucleotides long. Lineage: Eukaryota; Viridiplantae; Streptophyta; Magnoliopsida; Malpighiales; Salicaceae. The record is from the annotation of a GenBank genome assembly.